Astyanax mexicanus (Mexican tetra) is the source of this 6067-nucleotide messenger RNA. It is a transcript of the gene pdcd11, whose product is annotated as programmed cell death 11. The transcript is spliced from 36 exons. Gene Ontology annotation, biological process: rRNA processing. The record is from RefSeq and is a predicted model, not a curated record. Gene Ontology annotation, molecular function: protein binding; RNA binding. NCBI's taxonomy places the organism in Eukaryota, Metazoa, Chordata, Actinopteri, Characiformes, Acestrorhamphidae. Gene Ontology annotation, cellular component: small-subunit processome; nucleolus. Bases 183 to 5597 code for a protein of 1804 amino acids.
CAGCACCGGCCUUUCAGUAGUCCUUCCGGGUCGCAAGCCGCAAGCAUGGCGUGUUUUGAGAAGAACAUGUGAGUUUCUGUGGAUGGAUGUGAACAGAUCAGAACUACUACUGGAUAAAUAUCUUGAGCCCGUUUGGAGAAUAUUUAUUAAACUUGGCUAUACCGACUCCUAGCAACUGAAUCAUGGCGUCCAUGGAGGAGGAUUUUCCUCGUGGAGGCUCCGGUAAAACCGCCCCUGAAGCAAAAACUGCAAAAACUCGUGUGGAGGUGGAUAAUCUCUUUGAAGUUCGAGAGCCAGCCAAGAAGAAGAAGAAGGAAAGCAAAACAACAGAAAAUGUGAAGGCAGAUAAAGAUAAAAAUGAAAAGAAGAAGAAAGAUGGAGGUGCUCUGAAACUGAACACUCCUACUGAUGUGGAUAUCCUUCAUUUAAAGAAUCUGAAAAUCGGCACUGCAAUGCUUGGCUGUGUGAAGGAGAUUUCAGAUUUUGAGAUUGUUGUGGGUCUUCCCAGCGGGCUCAGAGGGUUUCUUCCCAUUUCUAGUAUCUGUGACUCCUACAAUGAAUUGCUUACUAAGAACCUGGACUCCGGCAAUGAUCUAGAGACUGUCUCGUCCUCCGAACUUCUUGUCCUGGGCCAGCUGGUCAGAUGCGUGGUGUCAUCUUUGGGCACAUCCAAACAGGGCUUUGCCUGUAUUAAAGUCUCCAUCAACCCUAAAGAGGUCAACAAGGACCUGAGCUCCAGCUCUCUGAAAGCUGGAAUGACUCUUGGUGCCUGUGUGGAGAGCAUUGAGGACCAUGGUUACCUUAUAGACAUUGGAGUCGCAGGAACCAAAGCCUUUUUACCCAAAGACAAAGAAAAUGAAGCCAAGUCACCCAAAGAUCUGAAUGUGGGUCGGUAUAUGACUGUUCUGGUGACGGAGGUGAAGAACGGAGGUCGGGUGGUGCGCGUCUCUGUGAACCCUGAGAAGGUCAGUCAGGCCUGUGCUGGACCCCAGCAUGGCUGGACCCUGAGCAAUCUACUCCCUGGACUUCUGGUCCAAGCUCGCAUCAAGAAGGUGACUCUUCAUGGACUGAUUGUUACUUUCCUCUCAUCUUACACUGGUGUGGUGGACUUUAUGCACAUCGACCCAGACAAAGCAUCAAAGUACAGCGUAGGUGACGAGGUGAAAGCCCGUGUUGUCUAUACGGAACCCUCCACUCGCCAUGUGAGCCUUUCUCUGCGCAGCCACCUUCUGCCACCAGAGGGCGAUGUGUUGAACGCUGCAUCCAUUGUCCAAGUAGGAACAGUGAUUGAUGGUUGCAAGAUGACUGCUGUCCAUUACCACUCUGGAGCCAUAAUGGAGCUGCCUGAUGGAAACGUUGCCUUCGUACACAAAUACCAAAUGAAGGAAUCCAGUGAAGAGUAUAACCCCAACCGACUGCUUGCUGAGCCUAAGCACAACCUGAGAAUUACAGACUACAGCCCACUGGAGCAGAUCCACAUAGCAACACUGCGCAAGAGCAUCAUUAAAACGACCUACUUCAGCCAUCAGGACAUUAAAGUGGGGCAGUUGAUCGAGUGUACAGUUCUGAGUGUGGAGAAAUACGGCGUGCAUGUGAAGAUUUCCGACCACAUUAAAGCAAUGGUUCCCAAAGUUCAUCUGGCCGACGUCACCCUGACCAACCCAGAAAAGAAGUUCAAAGUGGACAUGAGGAUCCAAUGCCGGGUUUUGUCAGUGGAUGUUGCAAACAGGAAAAUCAUCCUGACCAGGAAGAAAUCCCUGAUUGAGUCUCCGCUGCCAGUCCUGGCCUUGUACUCAGACGCCCGUGUGGGCCUCAUCACUCACGGCGUCAUUGUCUGCAUUAAGGACUUUGGCUGCAUCGUGCGUUUCUACGGAGAUGUAAAAGGCCUGGUACCAAAGACGGAGAUGACUACGGAUUCCAGCGCCAAUCCUCAGAGUCUCUUUUAUGUUGGACAGGUGGUUAAAGCCAAAGUGUUGCGGUGUGACGUCGAACUCGAGAAACUGGUUCUUUCUUUCAGAGCAGUGACCCAAGCAGAUGUGGAAGCGGUCAAUUCUGCCAAGUUUGACUUUGAAGUUGGAAAGAAAGUAGAAGCAGUAGUACUGAAGAAAGACCUGACUGGUCUUCACGUGUCCAUCCUUCCAGACGAGGUUCCAGCUCUGCUUCCCAUGAUUCAACUCUCCGACCACUCGACCAACUGGCCACUGCUGUGGGAUGGGCUACAGGAGGGAGACCUCAUCUCCAACGUUGUGUGUCUAAGCAAGAACAAGCAAGGCAUUACUCUCAGUAAGAAGCCCAUGCUAGUAGCAGCUUUGAGUAAGGAUGACGUUGUCAAGUCCUUUUCAGAGCUGCAGGUGGGGAUGAUUAUGGUGGGCUGGGUGAAGGACAUCAUGCCUUAUGGAGUGUUUGUCCAUUUUCCUCACAACCUCUUUGGCCUGGCACCUUCAGCUGCCAUAAGCGAUAAAUUCAUCCCAGGCACUGAAGGUUUGUUCCAGGUGGGUCAGACUGUGCUGGCUAAGGUGACUAACCUGGAUGAGGAGAAACACAGGUUUCUGGUUAGUCUGAAGGAAUCUGAGGUGAUCUUUUCUAAGGAAGAAGCCCAGGCGAGGCUGUUCCAGGGUCAGAGCGAGAGGAGGGCGGCCUACGAAAUGAAGACCAAUAGAGAUGCCCUGCUAGAGGAGCUCUCCACUGUGACACUAGGGGAUAAAUUAAAGCUGACUGUUGGAGACACCACAGAGGAUGGCUCAGUCAACCUGACCUCAGACCAGUUUAAAAAUGUCACAGUGCAGGCCUCCGCUCACCACGCAGAAGGUGUGAACGCCACCCCUGGUUGCAAGGUAACUGUUGUGGUUUUGCACGUUGACCUUCUGGCCUCUCAAAUUCAUGUGUCCCUCCUGCCGGAGCUCACUGUCAAAAAGAAAACGUUGGAAAAAGGCUCUCAGCAUACCGCCACAGUCCAAUACGUGGACAAAGAUUUUGCAGUUAUCUCACUGGGGGACACUGGUCACCUGACUGUGAUUUCCAGUACCUCCCACUUAAACGAAGUCUUCCGCUUUGAGUCAGAAAAACUGAGCGUGGGCAGCACCCUGCCUGUCACGGUAACCAAGCUCAAAUGCAAGGACCUCGGAGAACGAGUUCUUGUAACUGUUACUGGAAAACCCGGACCCACCACACGUCAACGUACAACAUCUGAGAGCCUGACUCCCAAACACAGUUACAACAUUGGGGAUGUGGUGACCGCUAAGAUCAGAACAAUCAAACCCACGCAUGUCCUCGUGGACUUGAAGGACGGGGUUUCUGGGAGUAUCCAUGUCUCCGAAAUUCAGGAGUCGCCAGAAGUGGGCAGCUUCCCGACAUCAUCUCUGAGGGUUGGCACUGAAGUCAAGGCGAGGGUCAUCGGUGGCCGUGAAGUCCAUGCCCACAACUUCCUGCCCUUCAGUCAUCCCAACUUCACAUUCUCUCUGCCUGAGCUCACACUUCUCCCUAGUAAACUGGAUGCGGAUGCCCAAUCGAUAAAGACACUAGCCAAACUGCAAGACUACAAACCAGGAGAUGAAAUAAAAUGCUUCGUAUCCAAAUACAGAGAACAGAAGACCUGUCUGGAGCUCUUCGUGUCUCCAGGAAUCCUGGGUAAAGCUGAGCUGCUGGCUAUGAUCAGCAAGCCUGGAGAUGCUAAUCGUCCACAAAAGCUCUUCAAAAUCGGCCAGUGUAUCAAGGCAAAAGUGGUGAACGUACUCACCAAGAACUGGAAGGGCCUCGUCCUUUCUCUUACAGGGACACACAAGCUGGAGGUGGGAGCUGUUAUCAUGGGUUCGGUACAGAAAAUCAACCCCCAAAGGGGACUGGCUCUAAAGCUGCCAUUUGGAAAGUUUGGCUUUGCUUUCCCAACUGAUCUGUCAGACACGUACACAGAAAACCCAUUGGAAAACUAUAAAGAAGGACAGGUGGUCAGAUGCUGUGUUUUGGAGGAAAAAGAUAAAAAAAUCGAUUUGUCUUUACGUCUGUCCAGAACCAAUGCAAGGAAGGGCUUGCCAGUUAAAGACAAGGAAAUUACCUCCAUCUCCGAGUUAAAGGAGGGACAGGUUAUCCGAGGCUAUGUACAUAACGUGGGAGGAAAAGGUGUCUUUGUCAGUUUAUCAAGAUCAAUCACUGGCAGAGCCCUGUUCCGGCACGCCACCAGCUACUUCGUGGAUGAUAACACAAAAUUUGAGGAAUAUAUCCCCCGGAAUACACUGGUGACGGCCAAAAUUCUCCAUAUCGAUGUAGAGAGCUGCUGCGUGGGCCUCUCCCUUCUCCCAGAAGACACUGGGGCGCCUGACGUGCUCCCAGAAUCCCUUGGGCUCCGUCUGCGGCAGAAGCAGACGCAGAAGGAGGAGGAGUACUGCAAGUUCCUUGAAAAGAGAAAGCGCAAGAUCUCAGAGAGCCAGCAGGAAGAAGCUCGGGAAAAGAAAAAGCCAAAGGAGGAAAAGAAAUCUCAGGCUGAGGACCGUGACAGUGGAGUGGAUGUGUAUUUUAGAGAAGAGGAAACAGCUAAACAGAAGAAAAAGGGCAAAAGGGAGGCAGAAGAAAAAGGCAGGCUGCAGGUAGCAUCUACUUUCUCCUGGGACACAAAGCUGAACUCCCUCAAACCGGCCACUGCUGCUGAAAACGCGUUCGAGUCCAGUGACGAUGAACAGGACAGUCAGAGCAAGCCAGCGAAGAGGUCUCGGCAGGAGAUGGAGCAGGAGCGUAAGCAGGCGGAGCAGAAUUUGAGCCGCUUGGAGGCGGAGCAGAUGGACCCCUCGGCUCGGCCGGAGAGUUCAGGGGCGUUCGAGCGUCUGCUCCUCUCCUCACCGGACAGCUCACUGCUCUGGCUGCAGUACAUGGCCUUCCACCUGCAGGCCACACAGAUCGAGCAGGCUCGUGCUGUGGCUGAGAGAGCUAUUAAAACCAUCUCCUUCAGGGAGGAGCAGGAGAAGCUGAAUGUGUGGGUGGCACUGCUAAACCUGGAGAACAUGUACGGCACGGAGGAGAGCCUGCAGAAAGUGUUCGAGCGAGCCGUUCAGUACUGUGAACCCAUGCCUGUGUACCAGCAGCUGGCAGACAUUUACGCCAAGUCCAACAAGAUGAAGGAAGCAGAGAGCUUGUAUAAGAACAUGGUGAAGCGCUUCAAGCAGGAGAAGGCUGUAUGGCAGAGUUAUGGAUCCUUCCUUUUGCAGCAGGGACAGAGUGAUGCUGCUAAUGCUCUCCUCCAGAGAGCGCUCCAGAGCCUUUCCAACAAAGACCAUGUGGACUUGAUCACCAAAUUUGCUCGGCUAGAGUUUCAGUAUGGCAGCAAGGACCGAGGCAAAGCCAUGUUGGACAAGGUUCUCAGCAGCUACCCCAAACGCACGGAUCUGUGGUCUGUCUUCAUAGACUUGAUGGUAAAGCACGGCUCCCAGAAAGAAGUCAGGGACCUGUUUGACCGGGUGAUUCAUCUAAGUGCCUCAGUAAAGAAGAUCAAGUUCUUUUUCAAGCGCUACCUGGACUAUGAGAAGCAGCAUGGAACACCUGAGAGCAUCCAGGCAGUUAAGCAGAAAGCCCUGGAGUAUGUGGAGGCUAAAGGAACUGAGGCCUCUUAGCCAGAACCAUGGAUUAGAGCUGAAAACAGGACUGUGUGUUUUUUUUUUUAGGUACCUUUUUUAGCGAGAACAGUAACCAUACAAAAAUUAAUAAACAAAAAAUCAGUUUCACUGGAAGGUGAUAACCAUAACAUUGUUUCGGCAUACUGUGAUAAAUGUUGUCUAACUUGCACAUUUUAUUACAAAGAUUAUAAUGAGUCCUGUUUAAGUGGAUGGAGUGCAACACGUUUCGAAUACACAUCAGUUCUUAGUACUAAGUUUGGGACAUUGUUUGAAUAGCAGUGUAUAAAAUCUGUCACUGCUGAUGCAUUUUGCAUCAAAAUGUGUCUAGAAAUUGUGAGAAUGUCUAUAAAUAUUAUGUUUAAUAUUUGUACCAUGUCGCUCAUCUGUAGUUGUGCUUAAAAAAAAAGAGAAAAUAUUGCUUGUACUGGUAGGUCUCAUUUUUUGUAAUAAAUCAAAUCUAUAUCAAA